AUGGCUCAGAACAUCAAUGAAAUAAUCAGUCGCCAAGAAAAAAAAUUCAACAACUUGAAACAAAUCAGCACCAACUACAAGAAAGACAGUACACGCAGAAAGACCUUGGAGUAUUCGGAGGAGCGACUUUCCCGACUGAACACGAACUGGGAGAAGUUUGUGUUCAAUGACCAACUACUGGAAAAAAUCGACCCAUCCGAAGAACAAAGUAUUCUAUCAAAUAAAAUACCUCACGGAGAUGCUGAUUGCCUGCGCCGAGAUGUGUCGACGUUAUUGCGUAAGUCUCCCCUGCCUAAGAGAAAUAUUACCCUCAAGGAGGUUAGUGCCCUGCGGGAGUUGCGUAAUGAUGAGUCAUUGUUAGUGCUACCAGCCCACAAAGGUAACGCCACUGUAGUCGUCGACACCGAAGCGUACGAACACAAGAUAACGCAAAUGGUGGGCGACACAAGUGUUUAUCGUAAAGGUCGUUACAACCCUACAGUCAGUCACGACGAAGUUAGCCAGAUAGACGCACCGACCUAUAAACUGUCGCGUCAACUGGCUACACUAUUACAGCCAUACACGGGCAAAACGAGUAGCUACGUGAGAGACUCCCGUCAUUUUGUUGAGUUGCUAGAGGGUAUACAGCUGCAGGACACAGAUAUAAUGGCGGAAAUAAACUACGUUGAGAGUAUUACGUAUUGUCUUAAAAGUGGAUAUUUCCUGUGGCGAGGGGACUUUUACCUCCAGAUUGACGGAGUGGCUAUGGGCUCACCACUGGCGCCCGUUGUGGCAAACAUCUUCAUGGAGUGGUUCGAGGAAAAAGCACUAGAGUCUGCAAACGUGAAACCGCGAUACUGGUGGCGAUAUGUAGAUGAUAUCUUUGCUGUCGUCGCCUGGGACGCAUUGAAGGACCUGACGUCACACCUAAAUCGGGUGCACGCGAAGGUAGAGGUCACCAUAGAGGAGGAAAAAGAAGGAAAGUUACCGUUCCUGGACGUACUGGUCAUCCGAGAGCCGAACGGACGGGUGACUCAUACCGUAUACCGGAAGCCAACGCACACAGACCGGUACCUACGGGCCGACUCUCAUCACCACCCCUCACACCUAUCUUCGGUGCCUCGUACGCUGCUGAAUCGAGCACUCGCUCUAUGCGACCAUGAAUACGUCAAUGCGGAACUGAGCCAAGAGGGACCCUCCCACCAGAGCUUGAAAGAUAGAAGUUGCGAUGGUAAGAGACCUCGAGUAGAACAGUCAGCAGAGUUCUCUUCCGACUUAACGUAG
This is a messenger RNA of Trichoplusia ni (cabbage looper), 1263 nucleotides long. RefSeq lists its product as uncharacterized. Bases 1 to 1263 code for a protein of 420 amino acids. The record is from RefSeq and is a predicted model, not a curated record. Lineage: Eukaryota; Metazoa; Arthropoda; Insecta; Lepidoptera; Noctuidae. The transcript is spliced from 5 exons.